AUGGCAGACGUUGGUCUCAACGAUGGCCCUGCGCUUUCGCAGUCACCCCGAGAUGCCGAUGCGCCACCAACAAGUGCUGGUUCCGACGCCCACUCCGCAUCCCCUGUGAUCUCGGACGAGGUGAAGGCUCGCAUGGACAAAGUUAUUUACUCCGAUAUCGGUAUUACAACCCUCUUGACCCGGUUGAAACAAAGUGUCGCCUCAGCUAGGGAUUUCUCAACGUUCCUCAAGAAACGAUCUAUUUUAGAAGAGGAACAUGCUCAAGGCUUGCGAAAACUGUCCCGCUCUCUCCUCGAUGCUUCCGUUCGCACCGAUAACCGUCAAGGCACCUAUAGUCAGAGUAAUAAUGACCUCAGCCGCUUCCACGAUCGCAUGGCAGAUCAUGGACUACAGUUCGCAGUUUCCCUGCAACAGAUGGCUGAUGAUCUUCACGAGUUGGCGUCGAAUAUCGAGAAGGGUCGCAAGCAAUGGAAGCAAACCGGCCUGAGCGCGGAAAAGAGAGUACUGGAGGCGGAGGCAGCAGCGGAGAAAGCGAAGGCCAAGUAUGAGUCGCUUGCGGAGCAGUAUGAUCGGGUGAAGACUGGAGAUAAGCAGGGUGGGAAAUUUGGCCUUAAGGGCCCGAAGUCCGCCGCUCAGCACGAGGAGGAGUUGUUGCGCAAGGUCCAGAACGCAGACUCGGACUAUGCGUCCAAGGUCCAGGCUGCCCAGGCGGCCCGACAAGAGCUAGUUUCCACCCACCGACCUCAGGCAGUGCACAAUAUCCAACAAUUGAUCUCGGAAAGCGAUUCCGGCCUUACGUUGCAGCUGCAGAAGUUUGCAACCUUUAAUGAGAAGCUCUUGCUGGGCCAGGGCUUGUCUAUCAGCCCUCUGAAAGAAGGCGCAGGAAAUACUGCUACAGCACCAAAGAGCCUCUAUGAGGUGAUCCAACAAAUCGAUAACCAGAAAGAUUACCGCGACUAUAUUCUAAGCCAUCAAAACAACCCCGGGGCGAUCACGUCGGAACAGAUCGAGUAUAAACGUCAUCCGACACUUGGAGGUACUUCUGGACCUGUUGCUCCAGCUUCUCAACCCAAUACGCAAAACAAACGCAAUUCGUCCAUGUUGCUUCAGUCAUUUUCCCAGCAACAUCUCCCUACUCAUUCUGCUCAACAAUCCCCAGCACCCGCCGCCGCUCCUCCCGCUCCAAGUACUCAGCAGACAUCUUACCCGCACAAUCCAGAUUCGUACGCGUCGCCAACGUUCCAGCCACCUUAUCCAGUAGGUGACGGCCCAGCCGUGCCUGAAAAGCAACCCUUAAUUCCCCCAACCAUGGCAGCGGCGCCAAGCCCGCUACCACCAGCUGGAGGCAACUUUCAGCAACAUCUCCCCCCACUAAAACCAGUGUUUGGAGUUUCUCUCGAGGAUCUGUAUGCAAGAGAUGGGACUGCAGUUCCUAUGAUUGUAUACCAAUGUUUCCAAGCCAUUGAACUUUUUGGUUUGGAUAUGGAGGGCAUCUAUCGUCUUUCCGGCAGUGCGAAUCAUAUCAACCAGAUGAAACAACUCUUUGAUAAUGAUUCAUCCCAGGUGGAUUUUACGAAUCCAGAAAAUUUCUAUCAUGAUGUGAACAGCGUUGCGGGAUUGCUCAAGCAGUUCUUUAGAGAUUUACCCGAUCCGCUGUUCACUUCGCAUAGCUAUUCUGACUUCAUCAAUGCAGCCCGCAUCGAUGAUGAUGUCCAGCGUCGGGACUCGCUUCAUGCACUGGUAAAUAAUCUCCCAGAUGCACAUUACGCUACAUUGAGAGCCUUGGUAUUGCAUCUUAACAAGGUGCAAGAACAUUACACCCAGAACCGUAUGAACGCAGGAAACAUCGCUAUCUGUUUCGGACCUACUCUUAUGGGUGCCAGCUCCGGGGGUAACGUCGCCGACGCUGGUUGGCAGGUCCGCGUUAUUGAAACGGUUCUUUUGAACACCUUCCAGCUCUUCGACGAUGAUUAGGUUCGCCUCGUAGAAAGGGCAUAAACUGACCUCUGUCCUUUGAUCUUGCAUCGCGACACCCCCUUGUUUUUCUCUCCUUCUCCCCUUCUCUCCUUCUAGCCUUUCUUGAUCCUCGGUGGAUGCAUGUAUAUAAUGAUAUUUGGACCGAUGAAACAUUCUGACGAGAUAUCGUUGCCCAGGACGUAAUUCUAAUGGAUUUAGCGCAUCCCAUUCGAUCAUGACACAUUCUUCUUCUAUAAUUGGACUGAAGUAGCCUGGUGGGUAAUUACAAAUUGGAAAUGACAGCAAUAAUCGGAUAUAAUACAUAUGAUAAGGGUUAGCAAUGCGAAGUCGUUCGAGGGCCCGCUGAAUACAGUGAGAAUGGGAAAACCCAGGAAUGUGGGCGGUGUUAACACAUGGGUAGAAUCAAAAUUAGCUGUCAGAAGCACAGCAUAAUCCUGUAAUGGGAGUAGAGAAGAGAUUCUCAACG
Molecule: messenger RNA, 2443 nt
Organism: Aspergillus alliaceus
Lineage: Eukaryota; Fungi; Ascomycota; Eurotiomycetes; Eurotiales; Aspergillaceae
Gene: rgd1
Product: putative Rho GTPase activator (Rgd1)
Exons: 9
Coding region: 1-1974 (657 amino acids)
Biological process (GO): signal transduction; regulation of GTPase activity
Cellular component (GO): cytoplasm
Source: RefSeq, a predicted model, not a curated record